Messenger RNA from Rubroshorea leprosula, 910 nucleotides. NCBI's taxonomy places the organism in Eukaryota, Viridiplantae, Streptophyta, Magnoliopsida, Malvales, Dipterocarpaceae. The record is from the annotation of a GenBank genome assembly.
GUAGAUCUAGUUUGAUCAGAUUGUAGCAUGUCGAAGUCACUUCCUUAUUCAAUGAAACAUGUUCACUAGGACAACGCCAAGUUCCGUCACCCAUCUCUUUUCGAGGUUAUCUCUCAGAAACUGCUCAACAGUAAUAUAUAAUGUGAGUGUAUAAGUUGUAGUACGGGGAGGUUUUUAGUGCUAUUAUUGAUAUUUGGUUUAUCAUAUCUUAUGUUGACACAUGCGGGCACCUUGCAUUCUGUUUCCAACAAACUGGAAAAUGGUAUAAGGAUAGCUGACAGAGGUAAGGUCAUUAGUGGAGGAAGCAGCAGACUUGGAAAAUUUUGGAGAAAACCAUCAAGGCUUCCUCCUUGGUUGUCAGCAAAUGAAAUAAGUAGUCCUAAGAAACCUAAUGCAGAGUCAGCAAAGGUUUAAAUAAGUUGUUUUUGUUGUUGCUAAUUUAUUUUGUUUUGAUGUAUUCUUCCACUGUAGCCCUAAUUCUGGUGAUUCUUGUGGAGAAAAUAUUAGAUUGGGAUCCUGAGGUGACAGCUACUGUGAGUACUUAAUUAGAGUGUGGCUUCAGCCUAGAACUAGUAAAGAUGGUAAUUUUGCAUAUCUAUAUGAUAUGUAUCAGGAAGCAAUGAAGGGUGUCAGAUAUGUGCUUGUUCAGAAUUCGAUCCUAAAUGGAUUGGUUUUGUGGGGAACUGCCCUUUGGGCUGAAGGGUGUAUUUAGUCCAAAAAUGGAUCACCUGAAGAUUUGGCCAAGACAUGCUUUGAGAUGUAUUCAGUAACUUCCACUGGUUUUGCUCCAGAAAUUGCAUACUUUCAUGCUAAGGUUAGAUGGUUUUUUUUUUUUUUUAAUUUAACUUGUUUUCUGAAAGCAAUAUAUGAUCAGGAAAAUGUGUGUAUGCAUUAAAUUGGGUCAAUAACA